Molecule: messenger RNA, 938 nt
Organism: Mangifera indica (mango)
Lineage: Eukaryota; Viridiplantae; Streptophyta; Magnoliopsida; Sapindales; Anacardiaceae
Product: probable LRR receptor-like serine/threonine-protein kinase At1g67720
Exons: 2
Coding region: 276-569 (97 amino acids)
Source: RefSeq, a predicted model, not a curated record
AGGGUAUAAUGAAGUAUAGAAAAUCAGUGUUUGUAGAAAAUCCAAAAGAGAUUUUCCCACAGAAAACAAGAAAUAUUGUUGUACUUUGAGCACAAAAGGGAGGAGGGAUAUUAUUCUUCUUGCAAGAAUUCAUUAUGGGGUUUUGGAAACUGAAGAGUUAUUUCCAAAAUUUCAGCUCUAUUUGGAUGCAACCAGGUGAUCUACUGUGACAGUGUUGAAUGCUUCAAGAGUUUAUGUGAAUGAAAUGAUCAUCAGAGCACCCUCGAGUUCCUUUGAUGUGUGCAUAUGCUGUGAGGUACUCAGAUCCUUAUGACAAAAUUUGGGAGUCAGAUCUUGCCAGCAGGCUACAUUAUCUUGUUGGAGAGGCCCCUGGCAUGGUGAGGAUUAGUACAUCAAAAGAUAUAGAUAUAAGAACAAGAGAAUACCCUCCUGUUAAAGUAAUGCAAACUGCGGUUGUUGGCACGGAAGGUGUACUGAGCUAUGGAUUAUACCUUGUAGAUUUUCCUGCCAAUGCUCCAGCUUAUGCAUACUUUGCAGAAAUUGAAGACUUGGGUGCAAAUGAGACUUGAAAAUUCAAAUUGCAGCAACCUUGCAUACAAGACUAUGGCAAUGCAGUAGAAAUAUUGCAGAGAAUGCCAAUGGAAGCUACACUUUAUAUGAACACAGCUACAUGAAUGUAACUCUCAGUUUUAUGCUGGCAAAACUGACUGGCAAGAUGGUAAGAUAAGAUCUUGUUGUUAGCUUUUAAUCUUCUCUUAGGUUACUGUUUCUUAAAAAGAAUUACAAAUAAGUCCGUGUUCCCUGCAAAUAUGCAGCAAACUUUAAAUGUGCAUGACAAGUAUGAUCUGAUGAAUAAUUGUCUAAUUAUACUUUUAAUUGCUAGUGGCCAAGUAAAUGAUAGAUUUCUUAACUGGAAACUUACUUUUCCAAAAUUUAUU